Messenger RNA from Chenopodium quinoa (quinoa), 1675 nucleotides. RefSeq names its product extensin-like. Lineage: Eukaryota; Viridiplantae; Streptophyta; Magnoliopsida; Caryophyllales; Amaranthaceae. The record is from RefSeq and is a predicted model, not a curated record. The transcript has a single exon. The coding region runs from base 272 to 1675 and encodes 467 amino acids.
AAUCAGUUGACUAAGCAAUUAAUGUGCAUUUAUAUACCUAAGUAGUUUACUGAGCAAGACAACAUUUUUUGGUAUUCGAAGUAUGCAUGCAAAUUAUGAGUAACUAAGUUAUCAUAGACAUAUAAGACAUUUGUCAUCAUGCAGCUAAGGUCCAUUAAAAGAGUAAAUUUUUGAUAAAUAGUUUGAACGAUCCAGGCAAUAUAUCAACCAUCAUACAUGAAAGUUAUAAUAACGUAAAAUCAAGUAACAUACUGCAAAAUUUUGGCAAGAGAUGAAAGUAGUUAUAAUCAUAGCAGUAGUGCUGUUGAUUGCACAAGCAGCAAUCACAGAAGCAAAUAACAGUAAUAGUAUCCUACAGCAAAAACCAUCUAUAGCAGAUGAUGAGAAGAGAAGCAGAAUCCGUAGUACAAGUAGGAGAAGAAGAAGAAGAUCAAGACUAAGAGGAAGGAUAAGAAGUAGAGGAACAAGUCGAGGUGGUAGACUGAGAAGAGGCCGCAAUUGUGACCCUUUAUACGGUUACUUGUUUGAUAUGUGUGGGAGAUGGCCUUUUCCUACUUCCCCUUCCCCUGAUAAUCCUUUUCUCCAUACACCAUCAUCACCACCACCAUUUUCACCUUCUCCCCAACCGCCUCCAACUGUGCUUCCUCCACCGCCAUUUCUCUUACCACCAUCACUACCGCCUCCUGCCCCACUUAUCUUCCCUCCUCCACCAGCACCAUUACUGUUGCCACCACCACCAGUAAUUCUACCUGCACCACCUGUAAUAGUACCUCCACCACCAGUAUUACCUCCCGCACCUGUAGUACUGCCUCCCGCACCUGUAGUACUGCCUCCCGCACCUGUAGUAUUACCUCCAGCACCUGUAGUAAUACCUCCUGCACCUGUAAUACUUCCUCAACCACCUGUGAUACCACUGCCACCUUUAUAUUCCCCACCACCACCUCCACUUGUUCCUUCACCACCACCUCCAUCAUUCUUUUUUCCACCACCAGUGUUUGGCUUCACUCCGCCUCCUCCAUUGGUCUCGAUUCAGCCACCAGAGUUUGGCUUCACUCCGCCUCCUCCAUUGAUCUCGAUUCUUCCACCGGAGUUUGGAAUUCCACCUUUCUUCACACCACCUACAACACCAUCAGCGCUCCCCUUUCCACCACCGAUAGUUGAAUCCCCACCAAUGACACCGCCUAUAUUAUUUCCUCCACCAUUCUUGCCACCAUCUCCACCACCAGUGUUUCAGCUUCCACCCUCACCACCGUCAUCAGUUCCAUCUUCGCCGAUAGGGUUUGCAUUUCCUCCAUGGAUACCACUACAAACUCCACCACCACCAUCUCUUGGAGAUAUAUACCAGCCAUCACCAAUACCAUGGCUUCCAUGGUCGCCAUUACCAUGGCCAGCACCUUCUGUUGGAGAAAUCAACCAGCCACCAAUACCAUUGCCAUGGGAAGCUCCUCCUGCUAACAAUGGUAAUGGCAAUAUUGAUCAGCCACCAACAUGGCCAUGGCUAACACCUCCGGAUGAUGGUAGUAGUAAUCGUGGUGGUUUCGGUAUGACGCCGCCAUUUGUUGAUCCAUGGCUAUCUCCUCCAGCAUCACAAUAUGGGGAUUAUCCGCCAAUUUGGAUGGCUCCUAGCGAGCCAGACCAGUUUUUCUCACCACCUCUUGUACCAGUACCUACUUAA